Molecule: messenger RNA, 753 nt
Organism: Zingiber officinale
Lineage: Eukaryota; Viridiplantae; Streptophyta; Magnoliopsida; Zingiberales; Zingiberaceae
Exons: 1
Coding region: 216-560 (114 amino acids)
Source: RefSeq, a predicted model, not a curated record
GCAUAUCUGUCUCAAAUUCUCCUCCUCUCGCUUCUCUCUCGUUCGCCGACGGCCGUCUCCGCCGGAGAAACGGUCCUCAGGGUCUCUCCUCUUCCGACGCCGCCUAUAUUUUUUUUCCUUCUGUUUUUUUGGGGAUCCUGCGCGGUGUGUUUUGAUUUCACUGGGUUCAUUCCACCGAUCUCGCCCUGGCUGACGUGGCAGGACGGAGGGCCACGAUGUUGAGCGAAUCAGGGAAGGAGCCAUGCGCAGUGGGCAAGCGGAAGGGCCGCGAUCCGGACGAGGCCCAAUCCGCGGCCGAACCGAAGCGAGCUCGGGCCGCAGUCGAGGCCGCAGCCCGGGGGAAGGACAACAGACUCCUCGCCGGCUUCCUCGCCCACGAAUUCCUCUCCACGGGCACACUCCUCGGGCAGCGGUGGGAUCCCUCGAGCGGCGCCGUCAAGCAGGGCAGACCGGCGGCGGCAGCGUACACCCAGGUGUCAUACUUGUUGCUGAAGGUGAAGGGACCCCACAUCGCCGGCGUCCUGAACCCCACCCAGCUCGCCGGAUGGCUUCAAAUGUGAGCGAGGGCGCUUGAAUGGAACGAAAGAAGGUAAAGGAAUUUGUUGCAUUCGCAAAAUGGUGGUUUCAUUUUCUUUCCGUCGAUCCAAUUUUCCUGGAUUCGCUUCGUGUAGUGUUAGCUGAUUAAUUCCUGUAGCUCCAUUAACUCUUGCAAAAUUGGAUUCCUCUUGCGGAGAUUAUGCGUUCGAUUCUUCA